Messenger RNA from Drosophila ficusphila, 203 nucleotides. RefSeq lists its product as uncharacterized. The transcript has a single exon. The record is from RefSeq and is a predicted model, not a curated record. NCBI's taxonomy places the organism in Eukaryota, Metazoa, Arthropoda, Insecta, Diptera, Drosophilidae. The coding region runs from base 96 to 203 and encodes 35 amino acids.
UCAACGCCGCCUCUCAGGGUCCCGCGAUAACAGCGACGAUCGGAAUAUACGAGUAUAGCCGAAAUAGUAUACUAUACUAUACUUCCAAAAGCCCGAUGACAUUUGGGCAUUUUAUGAGCAUGACCGCCAUUGUCUUGGCUUUUUGUUUGGGAUCGCUUAACUCUUGUCAUUGUGUACUAGUCAAAGUACGAAUGCCGCACUGA